This is a messenger RNA of Piliocolobus tephrosceles (Ugandan red Colobus), 403 nucleotides long. Its product is annotated as eppin-like. NCBI's taxonomy places the organism in Eukaryota, Metazoa, Chordata, Mammalia, Primates, Cercopithecidae. The record is from RefSeq and is a predicted model, not a curated record. The transcript has 3 exons. Gene Ontology annotation, molecular function: serine-type endopeptidase inhibitor activity. Gene Ontology annotation, cellular component: extracellular region. Gene Ontology annotation, biological process: negative regulation of peptidase activity. Bases 1 to 384 code for a protein of 127 amino acids.
AUGGGAUCUUCUGGACUUUUGAGCCUCUUGGUGCUAUUCAUCCUCUUAGCGAAUGUCCAGGGACCUGGUCUGACUGACUGGUUAUUUCCCAGGAGAUGUCCCACCAUCAGAGAAGAACGUGAAUUCAGAGAAAGGGAUGUGUGUACAAGGCACAGACAAUGCCAGGACAACAAGAGGUACUGUGUCUUCAGCUGUGGAAAAAAAUGUUUAGAUCUCAAACAAGUCUUUCUGCAGAUGUAUGUGAAAUGCCAAAUGAAACUGGCCCCUGCCUGGCUUUUUUUAUUCAGUGGUGGUAUGACAAGAAAAGUAAUACUUGCUUCACAUUUGUCUAUGGUGUCUGCUAGGGAAACAACAACAACUUCCAAUCCGAAGCCAACUGCCUGAACACCGUCAAGAAUAAACG